CCUUCCGCAUUCUUCUAGUUUUCUUUUCAUUGCUGCUUCUGCUUACUAAUUGCUCUACCAGAGUCUCCUUCUCCUUCUGGAUAUUCGACAUCAAUUUUCCGGCCAGUUGCUUCAUCGGAAAUAUUUCAGGCAGGCGACAGCAACUUGUACAGGUAUUGUUCAGUAAAUGUAUAAGCCCCUGUUCUGUCUGUUGGUAUGAUUUGAUCGAAGAAACUAUCAUUUAGACUAUAGGGCAAAUACUAUGGACACUGGGGGAAAUUCUUUACCUUCUGGGGCUGAUGGGGUGAAGAGGAAGGUGUCUUAUUUCUAUGAUCCAGAAAUCGGGAAUUACUAUUACGGUCAGGGUCACGCGAUGAAGCCGCACCGGAUCCGAAUGACCCAUGCCCUUCUUGCUCACUAUGGAUUACUUCAGCACAUGCAGGUCUUUAAACCUACUCCUGCCAAGGAUAAGGAUCUUUGCCGUUUCCAUGCUGAUGACUAUGUUGCAUUCUUGAGAAGUAUUACACCCGAAACGCAGCAGGAUCAGCUGAGGCAGCUCAAGCGCUUUAAUGUCGGUGAAGAUUGUCCUGUGUUUGAUGGUCUUUACUCGUUCUGUCAAACAUCUGCUGGUGGCUCGGUUGGUGGCGCUGUGAAGUUAAAUCACAACCAAUGUGACAUUGCUGUUAAUUGGGCUGGUGGCCUACAUCAUGCUAAGAAGUGUGAGGCUUCCGGAUUUUGCUAUGUCAAUGAUAUUGUCUUGGCUAUUUUAGAGCUUCUUAAACAGCAUGAGCGUGUUUUAUAUGUCGAUAUUGAUAUUCAUCACGGAGAUGGUGUAGAAGAGGCAUUUUAUACCACUGACAGGGUGAUGACUGUUUCAUUCCACAAAUUUGGUGAUUACUUUCCUGGCACUGGGGAUAUUCGCGAUAUUGGUUAUGGGAAAGGGAAGUACUAUUCCCUAAAUGUUCCAUUGGAUGACGGGAUUGACGAUGAAAGUUAUCAAUUUUUGUUUAAACCUAUAAUUGGGAAGGUUAUGGAAGUGUUUAAGCCCGGUGCCGUCGUCCUUCAAUGUGGUGCUGACUCUUUAUCCGGAGAUAGGCUAGGAUGUUUCAAUCUUUCAAUCAAAGGUCAUGCUGAAUGUGUCAAAUAUAUGAGAUCAUUCAAUGUACCUCUUUUACUGCUCGGUGGCGGUGGCUAUACUAUUCGAAAUGUUGCUCGAUGUUGGUGUUAUGAGACCGGAGUUGCACUUGGAAUGGAAAUUGACAACAUAAUGCCGCAGCACGAGUACUAUGAGUAUUUCGGACCUGAGUAUACCCUGCAUGUUGCUCCUAGUAAUAUGGAAAACAAAAAUUCACGAGUAAUAUUAGAAGAUAUAAGAGCAAAUCUUCUUGGUUAUCUUUCAAAGCUUCAACAUGCUCCCAGUGUUCAGUUUCAAGAAAGACCUCCUGAUACUGAACUACCAGAGGCAGAUGAGGAUAUCGAAGAUGAGAGAUGCGAUCGAGAUUCCGACAUGGAAAUUGAUUGUGAGGGGAAGAUGUUGCUGAAACUAAAGGUCUUGAAAGAGCAGCAGCUGAAGCCUCAUGCAAACAGGCUCUUGAUAUGAGUUCGAUGAUGGAUGAACACGGUCUGAAGGUUGAAUGAGGAACAAUGAUCGAGGCCAAGAAUCUAAUGUAUUCCUAGCAAUGGAUGAGCCAGAAAUUGGUCAUUUUUGGGGUGUGCCAGAAUUUUGGAGCUGUGACAUGGAUGAGUGAGAAUGUAUAGAUGAUGAAGCUGUGGAUACCGUAGGCCAUUGAGGAUGAAAGAGCUAUGUUGAUAAUUGUCCUCCGAGAAAACAAACACAUUGGACUCAUCUUUUGAUUUUUUCUCUGAGGAAAACUACAAAAUAGGAAUAGGAAGGGAUAGAAAAGGAAAAGGGAUAGACAGAACUCAUCACAAACUUUGUCAAAACCUAAUUUCAGUGAUAUCAUAACCUAAUUUCAGUGAUAUCAUUUGCCCUUGCUA
Molecule: messenger RNA, 1977 nt
Organism: Momordica charantia (bitter melon)
Lineage: Eukaryota; Viridiplantae; Streptophyta; Magnoliopsida; Cucurbitales; Cucurbitaceae
Source: RefSeq, a predicted model, not a curated record